AUGGCUGAUUCGAAUCUACCAGACGAGCCAAACCUGCGGGUUACCAUAAUUGCCGCUGAUGGACUCUACAAACGGGAUGUAUUCCGGUUCCCUGAUCCCUUCGCUGUCGCGACGAUUGGUGGAGAGCAGACCAAAACGACAUCAGUCAUUAAAAAAACCCUCAACCCAUACUGGAAUGAGAGUUUUGACAUGAGAGCGAACGAAGAUAGCAUUCUCGCCAUUCAGAUCUUUGACCAAAAGAAGUUCAAGAAGAAGGACCAAGGCUUCCUUGGUGUCAUUAAUGUGCGCAUUGGAUCAGUCUUGGAUCUUGACGCCGGAGGGGAUGAAAUGCUCACUAGAGACUUGAAGAAGUCUAACGAUAACCUUGUCGUUCAUGGAAAACUUAUAAUCAACCUCUCUACCCAUCUGGGCCAGCCUAUUCCGGCUCGGGGACAAAAUCAAUCCGCGAGACCCUCAGUGAGUGCAGCUUCCACAGCAAAUGGGCCCAUUGCCCAACUGCCCUCGAACCCGUUGCCUGUGAACCCCGACCUUCUUGGCCCUGGCGUACACUCGGAAGGUCGAUCGGCUGCUACAAGCCCAACACCGUCUCGAGCGCCCACAACUGCAGCUGCGGCUGCGACUGCAACUGCGACAUCCCUUAAUGGCGCCGGCCAGUCAGCGGCACCUCGUACGUUUAGCUCAUUCGAGGAUAACCAAGGAAGACUACCCGCAGGCUGGGAACGUCGGGAAGACAAUCUUGGCCGUACGUACUACGUAGACCAUAAUACACGGUCAACGACCUGGACACGACCGUCAACCACGUACAAUGAGCGCGACCAACGAAAUCAAAUGGAGGCCAAUACGGCAAUGGAGCGUGCUAGACACCAGAACCGGAUGCUGCCAGAGGACCGUACAGGAGCGAAUUCCCCUAGUCAUGAUCAAACCCCGCAGCCCCAGCAAGGUGGCAGUCCUCAUGCCGGUACCGUCGCACUUGCAACCGGAGCUACUACCGCUGGAACUGGGGAGCUUCCGCCAGGAUGGGAGCAGCGCCAUACCCCGGAAGGGAGACCGUAUUUUGUGGAUCACAAUACGCGCACGACUACCUGGGUUGAUCCUCGGCGGCAGCAAUACAUCCGGAUGUAUGGUCAGAACGCCAACAACACCACAAUCCAGCAACAGCCCGUAUCGCAACUUGGCCCUCUCCCCAGCGGAUGGGAAAUGCGGCUUACCAACACUGCCAGAGUGUACUUUGUCGACCAUAAUACGAAGACUACCACAUGGGAUGAUCCAAGACUUCCGUCCUCACUGGAUCAGAACGUGCCCCAGUACAAGCGAGACUUCAGAAGAAAGCUCAUUUACUUCCGGUCUCAGCCCGCACUGCGCAUUCUUUCAGGCCAGUGCCAUGUUAAGGUCCGAAGAUCACAUAUCUUCGAUGACGCUUACGGUGAGAUUAUGCGACAGAGCGCCACCGAUUUGAAGAAGCGCUUGAUGAUCAAGUUUGACGGCGAGGACGGUCUGGAUUACGGUGGUCUUUCCCGAGAGUUCUUCUUCCUUCUGUCUCAUGAGAUGUUCAACCCCUUUUACUGUCUCUUCGAAUACUCUGCCCAUGACAAUUAUACUCUUCAGAUCAAUCCCCACUCCGGAAUCAACCCCGAACAUCUCAGCUACUUCAAAUUCAUUGGACGUGUCGUUGGAUUGGCCAUUUUCCAUAGACGUUUCUUGGAUGCCUUUUUCAUUGGUGCCUUCUAUAAGAUGAUCCUGCGGAAGAAGGUGACACUGGCCGACAUGGAGGGCGUUGAUGCCGAUUUCCACCGUAACCUCACUUGGACAUUGGAAAAUGACAUCGACGGCAUCCUCGACCUGACGUUCUCUACUGAUGACGAGCGAUUCGGCGAGACUGUCACGAUUGAUUUGAAGCCGAAUGGUCGAAAUAUCGACGUCACCAACGAAAACAAGAAGGAGUACAUAGACCUCAUUACGGAAUGGAGGAUCCAGAAGCGUGUUGAGGAACAGUUCAAUGCGUUCGUUACUGGGUUCAAUGAGCUGAUCCCGCCGGACCUCAUUAACGUUUUCGAUGAGAGAGAGCUUGAGCUGCUCAUUGGCGGUAUUGCGGACAUUGAUGUAGAAGACUGGAAGAAGCAUACCGAUUACAGAGGGUACACAGAGUCUGAUGAAGUUAUCCAGAACUUCUGGAAGUGUAUCCGAAGCUGGGAUGCGGAGCAAAAAUCUCGUCUGCUACAGUUCGCCACUGGCACAUCACGUAUACCAGUCAAUGGUUUUAAAGAUCUGCAAGGCAGCGAUGGCCCGAGACGCUUUACGAUUGAAAAGUCUGGAGAAAUUACGCAACUUCCAAAAUCACAUACCUGCUUCAACCGGCUUGACUUGCCACCAUACAAGACCUUUGAAGUUUUGAACCAAAAAUUGGGCAUUGCCGUGGAGGAAACAGUGGGUUUCGGACAGGAAUAG
Messenger RNA from Xylona heveae TC161, 2445 nucleotides. Its product is annotated as HECT-domain-containing protein. The record is from RefSeq and is a predicted model, not a curated record. The coding region runs from base 1 to 2445 and encodes 814 amino acids. Gene Ontology annotation, molecular function: ubiquitin protein ligase activity; protein binding. NCBI's taxonomy places the organism in Eukaryota, Fungi, Ascomycota, Xylonomycetes, Xylonales, Xylonaceae. The transcript has 11 exons. Gene Ontology annotation, biological process: ubiquitin-dependent protein catabolic process.